Molecule: messenger RNA, 1318 nt
Organism: Corylus avellana
Lineage: Eukaryota; Viridiplantae; Streptophyta; Magnoliopsida; Fagales; Betulaceae
Source: RefSeq, a predicted model, not a curated record
UCUCGUCGUCUUCAUCUUCUACUUGUGUUGAACUUGCAAUUGGGAAUGGAAAGCUCAGAGAUGGAGGACAAUCAUGCUUUGCUGGAGCAGAAUCUGUUGUUGGAGGAGAACACUGUCACGCAGAACCUGAAAGUGGGGGCCUUUGACAUCAUUAAACAAGCUUCAACCAUCUUUUCCAAGAAUUUCAACUUCAUCAUCUUCAUCUUUCUGAUUUCCCUCCCUCUCUUCUUCUUCAUGGUUUACUAUGAAAUUUUCCUUCAAAGAACUCUCGUUGAUGCCUCAAAUAUUCUGAAUAAUCCUUCUGAUUAUUACUAUUACUAUGAUUGGUCGAUAAGUCCCUCUAUGCCUGAGAAAUCAACCUUUCUUCAUCAAUUGGUUCAACUGGGUUUACUUUAUCUGGUGCCCCGUCAUCUCCUUGAGCUUUGUACCAUAAUCGCGACCGUCGAUUUGGCAUCGAAGAUACAUGCAGAAGAGAGAGUAAUCACUCUCAAGGAGAUGAUAGAUAGACCCAUUUACGGAGCAAAGGCGAGAGGCACUUUUGUCACAUCCCUCUGCGUUCUCUUCCUCUCAACUUGUACCCUUUCCGGAUUGAUAUGGCUAGUAACAACCUACUAUGCUGUUUGGAGACAAUCUAUAUUCGCUGUGUUCUUUCUAGUGUUUUAUGGGCCCAUUUUCGUUGCACUGCUGACAAAGUACUUAGAAUGGAGUGCUGUGUGGAACAUGAGUAUUAUCAUUUCAGUGUUGGAGGAGGGAACCUACGGGAUUGAAGCAUUGCUGCAUUCUGCUUAUUUUAGCAGAGGUAGUAAGCGGCGUGGAUUACUUUUGAUGCUCGUUUUCUUUGUCUGGGGACAGGGUUUAAGGUUGGCAUCCCUCUACUUUGGAUGCUAUGAAGAAGGGAGGGGAAUUGUUGUACAAGUUGGGUUGUUGUGGUUGGGGAAUGUGCUCAAAUGGGUGGUCUGCAUACCAUAUUUCUACGAUUGCAAGAAGCGGGCUUUUGAGAAGAAAGUCGAUGUGGAACACGGAGGACCGAUCAAAGCUGCUGAUGAGACACAGAGUAGAUGGAAUUGGUCAUUUGCAUUCACAAUGUAGCGACGAUUAGAGGCUGAAGCUUUUCCCUUCAUUUAGUUUGAAUCAUUCCACACAAAUAGAAACUGCAGUAAGUUUAGUGGGUAAUAAGCAUUAUUUUUUCUCGUUCUUUGACAGAGUUGGUUGUAGAUCUGGAAAAUAUGAAUGUGAAAAUUCCAGUCUUUGCUGUCAUUUGUCUUGCCUAUGUGAUUACACUUGGGACACUCGUUAGCUUAAAAAUGAAGACGAGAGA